This is a messenger RNA of Labrus bergylta (ballan wrasse), 5508 nucleotides long. RefSeq names its product EMAP like 4 (gene eml4). Gene Ontology annotation, molecular function: microtubule binding. Gene Ontology annotation, biological process: microtubule cytoskeleton organization. The record is from RefSeq and is a predicted model, not a curated record. Gene Ontology annotation, cellular component: mitotic spindle. NCBI's taxonomy places the organism in Eukaryota, Metazoa, Chordata, Actinopteri, Labriformes, Labridae.
GGGAAGCGCGCGUAGCCAAAGCAGGCGGAGUCGGAAGCGCGCAGCAGCGUCGGUCCGUCGUGUCUGCGGCUCCGCGGAUUCUUUCGUCUGUGUCUCGGCUGUUGGAUUCUCCGGGAGCGGCUUCUCCUUGCAGUCCGCAGACAAGCGUCCUCUCUUCGGUGUAACGGACGGACAGACACUGCGGGCAGCGCAGCGGAUAUAGAUCCGGGUUCUUAUAUUGCUCUAACUGCUGUGGUGGAAAACCCCGGACGGAGGCCCGCAGUGUGCGCUCAGCCUCCCGCAGGCCUCCAGCCCGGAAUCCCGCUUUUCUCCCGGAAAAUGGACGGAUUCACCGGCAGCCUAGAUGACAGUAUGUCUGGAGCAAGUGUUUCAGAUGUCAAUGACCGUCUCUCUGCUCUGGAGCUUCGAGUUCAGCAGCAGGAAGACGAGCUGACGGUGAUGAAAGCUGCUCUCGCUGACGUCCUUCGCCGCCUUGCUGCCUCCGAAGUGUCUGCUUCCUCCUCAGCCAAGAAGCAACAGGGAGGGAAAGGUGGUGCUGCGCUGCGUGAAGCUUACUCAAUGUCCUGUAUCGCUAAUGGAGGGAACGCUGGACGAAAGAGAGACUCCACUUCUGUCACAAGGAAGGAGACCUUGUCAUCUGCCGCCAAGAGUGGAACAGACAAGAAGAAGGAGAGCAGCAGCCAGCGGUCUCAGAUGGAGGAGAUCCAGGAACGUGAGGAGACUCCUCGCCUAAAGAACUCAUCUCCCUCUCCCCCUUCCCCCCAGCCUUCCCAAACCCCUCAGUCCCCUCAGACCCCAGUGACCCCCCUGCCACAGAGAACAGCCCAGUGCGCUGACACCAGUAAAGGCCACACCCCUCCCAAAAGGGGAACAAGUGUGAAGAGAUCCUCUGGUAUGGAGCGCUCCCAAAGCAGCACCUGGGACAGUUCAGAGGAAAACAGGAACAAACUUGUGAAAGCUGCAUCCACCUCCAAACUACUUUCUAAAAUGGUCAAGAACGCUGACAGACACAAAGACCCCGUGGUUAAUCAAGCUAAAAUGUCAACACGAGAGAAAAACAGCCAAGCUGAGGGAAACACCAUAAAGAUGUUCAUGCGUGGUCGACCGAUCACCAUGUUCAUCCCCGCUGAUGUGGAGAACUACGACGAUGUCCGGACAGAACUUCCCCCAGAGAGACUCAAGCUGGAGUGGGUUUAUGGUUACCGUGGCAGAGAAUGCAGAGCUAACGUCUACCUCCUUCCAACUGGAGAGAUUGUUUACUUCAUUGCCUCCGUUGUGGCUCUGUUUAACUAUGAAGAACGAACUCAGAGACAUUACCUCGGACACACAGACUGUGUCAAGUGUCUAGCCAUCCAUCCUGAUAAGAUCCGGAUUGCUACAGGACAGAUUGCAGGAGUGGACAAAGAUGGACGGCCGCUGCAACCUCAUGUUCGUGUUUGGGAUAGCGUCAGUCUAUCGACUCUGCAGGUUAUUGGUUUGGGAACAUUCGAGCGCGGUGUCGGCUCUCUAGCCUUCUCCAAAGCUGACUCUGGUCAGCACCUGAGUGUUAUUGACGACUGUAAUGAUCACAUGUUGACAGUCUGGGAUUGGCAGAAAAAGUCAAAGAUUGCUGAGAUCAAGAGCACUAACGAAGUGGUCCUGGCAGUGGAGUUCCACCCCACCGAUGCCAACACCAUUGUCACCUGUGGAAAGUCCCACAUCUUCUUUUGGACAUGGAGCGGGAAUUCACUGGCUCGUAAACAGGGGAUCUUUGGGAAAUACGAGAAGCCCAAGUUUAUUCAGUGUCUUGCCUUCUUGAGUACUGGAGAUAUCCUGACCGGAGACUCUGGUGGAAUCCUGCUGAUCUGGACCAGGAACUCGACUGAGCCACCCACUGGGAAAGGACCAAGAGCGUUCCAGAUCAGUCGGCAGGUCAAGGCUCAUGAGGGCAGUGUAUUCUGUUUGUGUGAGAUGAGGAGCGGCACUCUACUGACAGGUGGAGGAAAAGACCGGAAAAUCAUCCUGUGGGACCAUGAGCUGCGUGCGGACCGUGACAUCGAGGUCCCAGAUCAGUACGGAACCAUCAGAGCAGUGUCCGAGGGAAAGGGGGAGGAGUUUCUGGUCGGGACCUCUCGUAAUUUCAUCCUGAGAGGAACCUUUAACGAUGGCUUCCUGGUGGAGGUCCAGGGUCAUACUGAUGAGCUUUGGGGCUUGGCAUCCCAUCCCUCCAGAGAGAUGUUUCUCACGUGUGCCCAGGACCGAAUGGUGUGUGUCUGGAAUUCUGCGAAUCACCGUCUUCUAUGGAGCCGAACGCUGGAGGAACAUGGACAUUGUGCAGACUUUCAUCCCAGUGGAGCUGUGGUUGCCAUAGGAACACACUCGGGAAAGUGGUACGUUCUGGAUGCUGAGACCACUGAUCUGGUCGCGAUCCACACGGAUGGGAACGAGCAGCUGUCAGUGAUGCGCUUCUCUGUUGAUGGCUCUCUGUUGGCAGUGGGAUCUCAUGAUAACUUUAUUUACCUGUACACCGUCUCAGACAGAGGACGGAAGUACAGUCGAUACGGGAAGUGCACAGGACAUUCCAGCUACAUCACACACCUGGACUGGUCACCUGACAACAACUUCAUCAUGUCCAACUCAGGGGACUAUGAGAUCCUCUACUGGGACGUUUCAAACGGUUGUAAACUGAUCAGAAAUCGUUCAGAGUGUAAAGACAUCGACUGGGCAACUUAUACCUGCGUACUGGGAUACCAUGUGUUUGGUGUGUGGCCGGAGGGAUCAGAUGGCACCGACAUCAACGCUCUGAUCAGAUCUCACAACAGGAAGGUGAUUGCUCUGGCUGAUGACUUCUGUAAAGUUCACCUGUUCGCCUACCCAUGCUCAAGAUUCAAGGCUCCGAGUCAUAAAUACAGCGCCCACAGCAGUCAUGUGACAAAUGUCAGCUUCCUGUUUAACGACAGUCACCUGAUCUCCACGGGUGGGAAGGACACGAGCAUCAUGCAGUGGCGUUUGGUGGAGAAAACUUCGCUCUCUCUCCCUGACGGUCAUCUCUCUAACUCUGCUGCCCACCGGGCAGAUCCUGUCUUCACUCCACCCCCGCCUGCCCCAGCUACACUCACCCAGGAACCUGUCAUUCCCCCAACAGCCAAUGGCACCCAAGAACCCUCUUGUGGCACCACGCCCACCACAGAGCUACCCCCACCCAUAUCAGAGCUAACCCCUCCCCGCUCUGAGUCAACACCUCCCCCCUCAGACAGCACAGUUAGUCUGAAGGACAGCCUCGAGCCGAGCGAUGACACAGCCACGCCCAGUGAUGAGGGGCUGCCCCCCCUCACUCCCCCCUCUUAGAAAGAGGGAAAAUGUGUGUUGUGUGUUGGUACAGCUAUCUUUGUGAGGACCAGGUCUUUUAUACCUUUUGAAGACAAUUUGUAUUGUCCUUUCAGUUUUAGAUAAGGGCACGUAGCUGAAUGUUUAAGUAUAAUGCAACACAAUGAAAAGUUAAAAUGUGAACACAGACAUAAAACAAAUAUUGAUUUUAUUCAGUGUAAGAAGGAUAUCGUCAUCUCUGAUGUCCAUACAAAAAAUCUUCCAUAAAUCCACUUAAAGAAUCAUCUUUUUACAUUCUCUUCAAAGUAAUCCAGUGAUAGUUGUCUGUUUCCAUGAUAACAGUGCAAACAGGAGUUGCUUACAGCUCAUUUAGCACAGUUUUAAUGGAGAUAAUUGGUGACUAAAUGUGAACAAAUGAAAUCAAGAAUUCUCUGUGAUUGUAGUUUAAUGUUAAUCAGUGAGGGUCCUCACAAGUAUAGAAGUACAGUCAUAUGUAUGUCUGUAUGUGUGUGUCAGAACCUGAGCAUGUGGCUACAGAGUUGCAUGUUUCCUCAUCACUCACAUGUUGGAAUAACAAAUAUGAUGUCAUAGUUUGAAACAACUGGAGAGUAUGAUGGAGUCUAGAGGAGAGCAGUUACCUGGCCCACACAUACAAACACCAACACGUUCUAAUCAAUCUUGCCAAUGUCCAGGUUUGCUUUUUGCCUGUGUGUCACUGGGGGGCAGCAGAGAGCAGAGGAUAGGUGAGAGUACCUGUUGUGACCCUUACAGUAUGUAAGCUAACAGCUGUGUCUCAGGUAACUUUUUCUCCUCCAAUGAGAAUAGAGCAGGUGAAGUGGGUUAAGAACAAGUCUUAAGUGUUUUAGAAACUUGUAUUUUAAAUCUGGUAACUUUUUUGGGGAUAAAACUUCCUCUUUGCAUGUUUUAUUAGAGUUGUAAAAUAAAUAAUAUCAAUAAGAUUAUUGAUUCAAAAUGGUUAUUAAUCAGAGGACUCCUGUGAAGUCAGGUGCAGAAUUUAAGGUGUCAAAUUUCUCAGCAGAUACUUUAAGAUAAAUUCAUUCAAGCCACUUAAUUUUGUUGCGCUUUUUUUUUGUAGAUCUGAAAAAGACAAAUAUGACAUUUCAUGUUAAGAAUGCUUCAAAUACGAAGUAUAUUGUAAAAGGAAAAGGCUCAAACUGAAAUGAAUGAACUAAAGCUACAAGAAGUCUCUGAUAGCCAAUCACAGAGCUUCUUCUUUUAUCUCAGGUGAGGUUCAGUCUUGUGCGGUCUUUAAGGACAUGGAUCUUGGGCCUGUCACAAGACCCCCUCCUGAGAUAGGUAGAUUUAUGACCAAGGUGUCAAGACAUUGACACUGAAAUCAACCUCACUGACGUAAAUUGGAAGUUAAACAGGAUGUGAAUGGGAAGUUAACAGGAAGUAAGGGACGCAUAAAGUUGACCUCCAGAAUAGAAACUGUGACUCAAUUAUUUUUUUUAAAUCUGAAUCCGUAGUUGACAGAGUUGGAUCUAAGUGAGACCUUUGACCUGUCAGAGGAGAGUGUGUGUUGCAGCUCUGUUUGUAUAUACUGCAGAUGUCUGUGUGUAUAUUUCUGUUCACAACCAGGGGGCAGCAGUUCCUCAGCAACACUGUAAAAAAUACUCAGCCACCCUUCAUAUUCAACACUUGCAUCUCUCAGCCAAUAAGGUUGGAGGAUAUACAUGAUAUCCUCUCCUCUGAUUGGCUGGUUUUCAGUGACUCACUGGAUGACUGCUGAUCAUGUUUUUUGUUUUUUUGUUUUUUUUUGUCUCUUCUGGACCAUUUCUGUUCAAAAUGUUUUCUGAAUGUCAUGAUGAUGUCACUCUGGGGGCAGGGCCUAUCAGGGGUAAGGGGGAGGGGGGCAUUUAUGUUUUUUGCCUUUUUAAUACUGUUAAUCUUUAACAUUAGUCUUUUCUAUGCUCGUCUCUCUGAAGGGCUUGUACAGAGAUCAGAGACACUCCUGGAUGUUCAGGGAGGGGGAGGGGGAGGGAGCUAACAGUUUGUAGGAGUUUCUGGAUUAAAAUGUUUCAAUAUUCAGAUAAGACAAUUAUACUGAUAAAUGAUAAUGACAAUGUUCAUGUGACUGUUUUGAGCCAAUCAUGUCUUUUUUCAUGCAUUCCUGUCUGAUGACAGACUGUACUGAAGAUUUCAACAAAAAAAUGCAAAAAUAAAAGUUUUCAAAACUGA